Xyrichtys novacula (pearly razorfish) is the source of this 22834-nucleotide messenger RNA. The record is from the annotation of a GenBank genome assembly. Lineage: Eukaryota; Metazoa; Chordata; Actinopteri; Labriformes; Labridae.
AUGGGCGCGGCGUUCAUCUACAACCGUCUGAUCAGAGGUGAGUCCUGCAGAGGUGACGUCAGGCAGAGCUGGAAAAGUUCAGUUUCUACCUGAACUAGUUUAAAGUUCAGGUCAUCGUUCAGAAUUCCACAUAAAAAUGAAUUAAUUUAGUUCUUUUUCUUCACUUUGCUGUAACCACAGAUCCAGAUAGAACCACAGACAGAAACUAUUUUAACACUGAAACUCGUCAGAUUAAUCUUCAUCUCCAUUUUUGAAUCCUGUUCAAACCAGAUUUACAGCAGAGAGGUCAGUCCUUUAGAUUAACGGUGUUUACCUGAUGUUCAGUUCAGUCCUCACAAACGUUCAUCUCUAGAGUUUAUUUUCAUAAACCUGCUGCUUGAUGGUUUUUAGACUCUUUAUUAUAAUUACAACAACAACACGACUGAAGGCCUUCAGUUUGUUUUUUUUUCAUUUUUAUACUUUUCCAAACCGACUGACUAAAAAGAAACCAAAACAAAUACUGGAAAUAACCAGCAACUAGUGCGCUGCUAAAAUGACCUUUAGCACGCCGCUAAACGAGCGCGAGUCGUCGUUCUUUUAUGUCACGGAAAAGUGGAGAAAUUAAAAAUAAAGAUGUCAGCUGUAGCGAGGAUUCAGAUCCUUUUAAAGAGAUCAAAUAUCGUAUUUCUUUAAAUCGUCUGAAAUUAAAUCUUCUCACAGGAAAGUUUAAACGCGUGUUUUCAUGUAAAGGCGCCAUAAUGACCUGUUUUAUCUCAGUCAACCAACCGCUGCUCAGCAGGAAGUGAACCACGAUACACCCCUCCCUCCUCCGCCUGAAUAAAGUCGUUCAGAAGUCGUUCAUUUUGUUCUCCAUGUCGUUCACUCACUGAUUCAUGUCGUUCAUUUGCUGUGAGCGAAUCACGAGACUUUGCCCGCCCACUCGCUUACUGGCUGUGUGUCGUUCGCCAAAGAGUCAAAGGCGGCAGUUCCACUCCUGACCGACACGCCAGGUUCACAGCUGAGCUCAACUGAACUGAAAAAGGAACGAAUCAGGUCUGAGAGUGAUUCAUGUCGUUCACUCAGCAGUUCUGUUCUUUUGAACGAAUCGUUCAUGAACGACACAAACACUACGGCGUGUUUUAGCCGCGGUUUCACCUGGAAGAUUCUGGACAUCAGACACACUUGUGAACGGAGUUUAAAACGCCGCUCACAGACGCCAGAAUGAGCGCGUUCAACACCAACGCGUUCAGACGCAAAUAAAGAACGAUACGCCCGAAAUAUGAACACGUUCACGUACGCAACACGGACGUCAGGUACAAACUUUUGGAGGUUUUGCUUUUAUAGGAGGAGAUGAAUCAAAUUCAGGUUUACCUGUGGUGAUGGGGUGAAAAAGGAGUUUAAUGAGGAGGAGGAGGAGGGUGGAGGAGGUGGAGGCCGAGUCACGGGGGGAUGGUGUUGGAAGAGUCCCAUUGUCUUUCAGAUUAACAGUAAACUCUUUCAGUUUGUCUGUGAGCUGAAAGUCGUUCAUGAAGAGAGAGAGGAUUCAGUCUGUGAGAGCUUAAACUGGAGUUUAAACCGGUUUAAACUGGAGUUUAAACCAGUUUAAACUGGAGAGGAGAGGAAACCAGACGAGAGCGCCAUGAUCGGCAAAGCCAGGAGGAAAGUCGGAGAAUUAUCCGUCCAUUUAAUCUGGUAAACAAAAAAAUGGGGAAAUGGGGACGUCAAAAACCCGAAAACGAAAAUUAGAUUUAUUAUUUUGUUUUCGUUUCCUUCUCUAAUAUAUUUUCUGUUUUGAACUGAAAAUAUGAAAACAAACAAAAUUUUUUUUUUUGGUUAUACAGAAAAAUAAAUAAACAAAAUAUUGACUCUUUUUUCGUUUUUUCAUUUACUAGAUUGAAUGGACAGAUGACACACGGACUGAGGAAAGUUAGUCUGUUACGCUCAAACAUAAAAACCUGAAAAAUCCUGAAAAUAUUCAUGAAUCUUGUUUCUUUAAACUUUAUUCUUUGGUUUUUAUGCAGGUUUGUUUUUCUAAAUCCAAGAGAAAAAACUGAAUGUAGAAAAUCAAGUUAACCCUUAAAUGUCUUUUGUAUCAUAUUUGAUAUCAAAUCAAUAUGAUCAACAGAUUACUAAAAAUCACCUGAAUACAGUCUGAUCAAUGAUGAAAAUGUCCUCUUUUAGUUUAUCAGUUUCCAAAAACAUCUAAAGUAUCAAACCAGAUCAAUAAAUAUAUUUGUUAAAUUUUAAGGACAUUUAGAUUUUUUUGGUUUGAACAUUUCAGCUCCAAUAAAAUUGAAUUUUCUGGCCAUAAUUUGUGGUUUCAGACAUUAAGGAGAAACCAAAAGUUCUGACUCGAGUCUCGGCGCGGCGCCCCCGCGGAGAAAAACGUCUUUUUCUGUGACAGGAGUCCGACGCAGCAGCAGCAGAAGAAGAAGAAGAAGCGGAGUGAGCCGCAGGAGUGUGUCGAUGAUGAGUGUGUUUGUGGAGCGUGAAGGAGAGUCGCUUUCCCAGAGGCCUCAGCUGUCUGCGUUAACUGGUCUCUGCUUUUACCCAGAAUGCCUCAGUCAUCCUCCCUGUGCUGAAAAUAACACGUGUGUGAUUCUGAGACGAGUUCGCUCAGAGGCGUUGAGAUGAUUUGGUCAGAAAAGCUGAUAAAACAUCAAAAUUAAAGGGCUAUUCUGAAAAUCAUCUGAAAUCUCCAGGCCUGUAAACCUCAAAUUAACUCGACUGUAAAAUCUGUGAAAUCAAAUUAACGCCAUAAAAUCUUAAAAUGACAGAAACAGAACGAUUAGAGCGGUCCGGUGGAGUUUUAGUUUUUACCCUCAGAGUCAGAUAAAUGUCGUAGAUUAUGGUGAAACUCCUCCCUCUCUUCCCUCUCUUCCCUCUCUUCCCUCUCCUCAGUCGGGUUUCUGACUCGGUCGUUCCCUGAUUGCGGCUGAAAGUAAGAGGCCUCGGGGUCAAAGGUCACGGCGCCCUCAUAAUAUCAUUAACCCCCCAAAGAGCCUCCCGCUGAGACCUCAUCAUCGUCACCAUCAGGACCUGUCUCUCCCUCCUCUCUGCGUUCAGAUCUUCCUGUUGAAUCUCAGAUCCGAUCCGCUUAAUUAACCCGCUUCUUGUUUUUUUUUCUCUUCAGCUCCCGUCGCCGUGGAGAUCCUCGGGGACCAUCAGAAGUCGGUGUCCCACUUCAGAGACACCAGCCGCCGUCACGCCUGCCCGCUCCGUCUUUGUUCAGCGGCUCCUGAAUUAUGUGAGUUUGACGCGUAAACGAGCGCCGUGAUCGCUUUGUACUCAAACGGCGUCCUCCCCGUCACGUUCAGGACGGCGUGUAAAUCAGACGCAGGUUUUCUCUGAGCGCCGCUCCUCUUUGUGCUUCAGUCAGGACUCGGUCUGAUAGGGAGCAGGUUUUAGAGUCUGUGUCUAAUAGUCUAAUAACCGUUAAACGUGAGGCAGCUUCCUCUACAUCAGUGAAGGUCGCUGAUUGAUGAGACUGACCCGCAAUUUUCACCACAUCCGGAACGGCGGAAAUUUCCGCUGUACGCCAAUUCCUACUGGAUCCGUUUGUGAGGCGAAUUUUGAGGCGGAUUAAAGACGGCGGUAAUCACAAGAACUCGCAGAUUCACGUUCAAUCGUGCGAUAACGAGUUGUCUCUCUAAAGACAGACACAUAGACAUAUAAGCAGUAGAUUGUGUCCUUCCAGAGGAGGAAAUCUACUUCUAGACUUCUAGGGCUCUAUUUUCGUGCCCGCCGGCAGCGAACCCCGCCAGUGGUAUUUUCGUCUGGCGGAGCCCGGUGCACAGACAAUUCUGGUAUUUUUGCGUGGUGGCGCGGCAGGGGGAGGUGUCGACAGAAUCAGCUGGUGCAGCAACAUUUUCGUGGUCGCCACCGGCGUGGAAAGUGCGCUGAAAGCUCGCCGAUUCAAACCUUUCAGCUUUCAGCGCAGCUGGUCUGGUGGUAUUUUGGUAAACCGGCGGCGUAGUGCGAAUACGUCACCGAUGCCUCACCAGCAGGUUUCCACAGAGUCAGGAACAUUUCAGUGAAAUAAAUAACAACAACGAUCAAUAAUCUGAGUCAGCACAUUUAGAUCUAUAGAUAUAUUCUGAUCGAUGUCUGAUCUGAUGAGCGCGUUUGGACACUCAACCUGACCGAAUCAACACAGCUGAAACUGUGAGGCACACAAAGGUGCAGGCAGGGGGCAGAAAGAGGGACAUUUCUUAUUUGUUUACCAGCGGAAUCAACGGAGAAAGAAAUCGACAAAGAAAAAAAAAGACUGAACGAAUCGACAAAACAAACAAUCGGCAAACAUUCGGACCUGGAUCCUGAUAUCAGAAACAUCUAAAACAACGUCACAACCUGGAAAACUGAGUGAAGUUCAUGAACAUUUCAGGAAGUGGUUUUCAAGACGAGGCGAUUUUUCAAUGAAAUGAUAUUUUAUUACAACUGUUUCAGGGAGAACUUCCAAACAAUUCGACGUCUUCAUUGGUAUCAGUUCACUCUGAAGCAGACUUUUGCCCCCUGGUUUCAUGCGCAUCUAUUACAGGAACUAAAGAGGCCCUGAUGUAAACCCUUCAGAUGUCUCUAUAAGUAAGAACCUGAAAAUAAACCUUCAAAUUCAUCGACAGUCCGGUUUGGUGGAGCAGAGUGAUGGACGGAUGAACAUGAGAUCCUGGAAACACCAAAAAGACGAGCUCUCUGGUUUCAUGUCGCGUUCACUGACCGCUGGUUUUCACAGAGGUGCAGCUGUGGGAAUCAUGGCCUCCAGGUUCACUCUCACCUGAGAAACCUGAAGCUUCUCUCUUCUUUGUUGGUGUGAGGAGUCGAGACUUCAUUCUUUGUUCGGUCUCAGACGGACGGUUGACGGGUGAUAAUGUCGGGGGGGAGGAUCGCAGCUACAGGUGCUUCAGAAACCAGCAGGAACAUCACGACCAGGUUAAUAUCAGAGUCAGAAAAGUCUGAAUAAACAUGGAAACAAACACAAACUGAAGCUCCGAACAAAGAGAACACACGACUGUAAUCUCUGCUGUCUGUCACGUCUAAAAACGGCGAACAAAGCUCAUUAACAAAGAGGCUGAAAGAGACGCCAGACGACGGAGAGACGGAAAUAAAACAAAGACACAAACAUAGAACACAAAUAAACAGACAGAUGGAAAGAUGUUGGAACCAUAAAAAAUAAUAGAAAUCCAAAUGAAUGUUGAAUAAGUAAAACACUACAACAGUUAGACCUUUACCUAAAAUUAAAUAUGAGAAAUUUACUUAAAAAAAAUAGAAAUAAAACACAAAAUAAACAUUUACUGAAGUGAAAAAAGUUCUUUAUAUUAACAGUAGAUUUUAAAUUAAAUAUGAGAAAUUUACUUAAAAAAAUAGAAAUAAAACACAGAAUAAAUAAUCACUAAAGCGGAAAAGUUCUUUAAUUUUCAGAUUCUUUUUCUGAGUUUAAUAUAUACAUUUUUAUGUAAAAUAUAAAUACACAAGGGCAUUAAAAUAUGUUAUCAUUCUAACUAUAUUCUUAUUAUAAUUAUGUUUUAGUAAGAUAAUUAUGGAAUAGAAAUGAUAAUAUAUCAAUAUUUUAUACCAUGAAUUAUUACAUCUAUAUAUGUAAAAGACCAGAUAAAAUGUUUUGAAAAUAAAUAUGACCGAUAUUAAUUUUUCGUUACGUAAAAACAAAAAAAAAUAUUUUUAUUCUCUAGAAUAUUUAUAUAUAGUUUAACAGAUUGAUCAAAAAUAUAAAUCCAGAUUUUUGUAAUUUGGUUUUAAAAUUUUAAUAAUUAUAAUGAAAUAAAAACUCAGAUUCACCAAGAAUGAUAAAAUAUUCUAAAUUCAACAUUCAAUACAAUAUUUAAAAAAAAGCAUACAAUACAGCAUAAAGUAUUUUUUUUUAAAAACAUUAAAUACAAUAAAAAUCUAAAUACACAGAGAUAAAAUAAUAGAUGAAAUAGAUAAGAGGUACAGGCCAAGUUUAAAGUUUUAAUCUCUUAUUUAUACCUGAGGAGUAGAAAUCUGAGACAUUGGUAUAAAAAAGUGACUAAAAUGUGAAAACAGAGAAUUGCAGGAAGAGCUACACAGCUGCAUAAAAACGAAACGUUGCUGAAUGUAAAUUAAAGUUUUUAAAGUAUGAACUUUUGUUGGAUGUUUUGUUUUUGAUUUUACUCAAAAUAUCCUCGAUUAAAUAUUUAAACACAAAGACAGUAAAACAUCCAACAGAAACACCACGACGUCGAACUUACUUUGACUUUGGAAUUUCCCACCGUGGGACUUACAAAGGAAUAUGUUUUCUCUUAUCUUAACCUUAAUCUUAACCUUAACCGUGGGUUAAGGUUAAGGACUUGUUUUUCCUCAUAUUAAUACCUGUUUAUAUUAAAGAUGAUGAGGCCUUUUUAACCCCAGUUUAAAACCUUUUUCAAAUGCAUCAUCAUUAAACUCUGAAAUAUCAGCCACUGCAGAUAAUAAAGGAGAGGGAGAGAAAAAGAGAGAGGGGGAGAGAGAGAGAGAGAGAGAGGUGAGGCCUGAAGGUGAAAGGUUUAGUGUUUUCCUCUGGAGGACGUUAGGACCCAGAGGAAACAAUCAGCUCUUCACUCCGCUGCUUUAUGAAACUUGUGAGGAAAUGCAUCUCAAAUUACCUCCUCCCCCACGGACUCCCCCUCCCUCUCUGAAGAGUGUGUGUGUGUGUGUGUGUGUGUGUGUGUGUGUGUGUGUCAGACAGACGUGGAGGAGGGAGGGAGGCGGAGGUAUCGAUUGAUAAGCUGAGUGAGGUCGAGCUGCAGCAGCAGCAGUUUGUUCCCGGUGUGCUCAUCAUGUUAAAGCGGCUCUGCUGCACCAAAUUAAAUCUGUGUUUUUAAGGAUCCUGACGACCUUUUCACCCUUAUUUGAUCUGAUUAUUAUUAUUAAAACCUCAGAUAUGUACCAAGGAUCCGGUUACUUAAUGCUCUGUACAGUACUGAAUAUAAAUGAAUCUCCUCCCUGGGCUCAAACUGCACCGCCAUGAUUUUCUCGCAUUAUCCAAAAUCAUGUCUUUAUUUCAUUUAUUCAAAAAAAAAAUCAGAUUUUUUUUUUUACUCUUUACUUCCAAAGCCCACAAAUUUUACACACUCUGUACUUUUGAACAUGAACAAGUUUAAAUAUGUAAAGUAGGAUUCACACAAAAGCCUAGAGACUCAGUAAUAUCACGCUAAUGAAGCUUCAGUCUCAUAAUAUCACAACAAAUACAAAUAUCAUGAUGAUGCUUCCGUCAAGAUGCAUCAUGAUUACAAAACUGAGGUAACGCCAUAGAAUUUUCAUCAUCAGGGUGCAAUGUCAGAAUACAACACAAAAAACACUAUCACGAUAAAACACAUCACGAUAAAACAUUAUCACAAUAAAACACUAUCACGAUAAAACACUAUCACGAUAAAACACUAUCACGAUAAAACACUAUUACGAUAAAACACUAUCACGAUAAAACUAUCACAAUAAAACACUAUCACAAUAAAACACUAUCGCGAUAAAACACUAUCGCGAUAAAACACUAUCACGAUAAAACACUAUCACGAUAAAACUAUCACAAUAAAACACUAUCACGAUAAAACACAUCACGAUAAAACACGAUUACGAUAAAACACGAUUAUGAUAAAACACUAUCACAAUAAAACACGAUUACGAUCAAACACUAUCACGAUAAAACUAUCACAAUAAAACACUAUCACGAUAAAACACUAUCACAAAUAACACUGUUACAAUAAAAACACUAUCAUGAUUAAACGCUAUCACAAUAAAACAAUAUCAUGAUACCAUAUCAUAUGUCACUGUAGGCUCAAGUCAUGAUAUAAAAGUCACAAUAUGACAUCAUUAUCAUACUGUAGUUUUAUGCCUAAUUCAUGAUGUAACAUUUCAUUAGAGUAUUUAUUUCACAAUACAUGUAAUACUGUCACAAUAUGACAUCAUCAUGUUUCUUAAGUCUUAGGCCCAAAAUGUAAUCAUGAUACUUAAAUCCUGUUUUAGGUGUUGUUAUAGUACUUAAGUAUAUCACAAUACUGAAGUUUCAGUGUAGAAGUAACAAUAUGACUAUAAGUCACGAUAAAAUAUAAAUACUGUGAUGUUUUAUCAUAAGAAACUUUAGUGGUGUCUCAGAUUCAUCGUUAAACAGUAAUCAGAGUCUGAUCUCAUCGACGUUUAGAUAAAAUAAAACUUUAGACCAGAUUUAAUCAUGACAACUCAGCAAUAAUACAGAAUUACUGAGAUACUUAUGAUCAUGCACAUCUACACACCACAACAUUAUCACAAUAAUUUAGUCACAAAACAAUACUGUCACAGUUUCACAACAUCAAGUUAUUUUAACAGGAUAAAUAAAGUCUAAGUUACUUUAUUGACUUUAUCAUUAUAACCCAACGUGAUGAUAAAUAUACAGUUUGUAUAUAUUUAAAUUGUUCAUUUUUUUUCUUCUAUCACAUGUAGUUUCCGUAAACCAGCAUAAACCAGGUCUCUGCUGGGAUCAGGUUUUUCCUGAGUUCCUGGAUCAAGGUGAACCUGAUCCUCUCAAACGUUCAGAAAAACACCAGCUGGAGAUUUCAUCCUGAUAAAAACCAGGUUCAGGUGUUUCAUUCAAAUGUUCCCGCUAACACACGGGCCUGCAGUGAACACUGUGGCCUGUAGGGGGCUCUGGCAGGGUUUAGGCUGCUAAACUGGAGAAGAUGUUUCUGGAAAGCAGCUCAAGUCUUUGUGCUGCUGGUGUGUUUAUGAGCUGAAUCAGACCCUCGGAGGGACUUUCACCGCUCUGACUCAGCCUCAGGAGGGUUUGAUUUCCACGCCGACUGUGGAGCUGCACAGAGAGAAAAACAGGAAGUGUGCAGAGUGAGCUGGGCCGGCCGACAUGCUUUAGAGCCUGCAGGUCGUCUCCUGCAGCUCGUCUCGCUCCACGCAAACACACACACACAGCACUUCCUCAUUCUUCACAUUUCCGCCUGAAGCCAACCCACGACAAACAUUUGUUUUUGAGCUGAACAGGCGGACGCUGAACGCAGCCUGAGAGGGGAUGCUGCUGGAGCCGGAGUCUGCUCCAGAGAGAGCUCCAUGAGGGGAACCGGGUCCUUCUCACAGAGGGACCUGAGGAUGGCGGUCUCUAGUCUGGUCAUUAAAGCCUCUAUGACCCCAUCAGACCAGCUCCAGAUCUGCUGGAUUCUGUUGGUCUGACCUCAGAGUCUCCAGCUGCUCGUCUGUUUCCAAAAACAUUUUAAACUUUUGUUUUAGGUUUAACAUUUCGACUGACACAGAGUUCAACAUUCAAUUUUAGACUUUUUUAAAGGCCCCAAAGACCUGAAAGUCAAACAUUAAGAUUAAAAUAUAGAUACAAGAGGCAGUUCAGCAUUUUCUUUAAGCCUGAAUCCAGUUUUUCGACAUUUUUCAGGGUCAAAGUUUUGAAAGAACUUCAGAAGUUUUCUUCAGCCUGCAGCAGUGAGACGGGCUGUUAUGGUGUCUGAGUGGUUCUGAUGGAUCAGAGUUCAUGUUUUUGUCUCUAAAAGACUUGAUUAUUAUUUUAACAGUUUGAAUUUAUCAGAAAAAGGAUCCUAAAGAGAAAGAAAGAAAGAGAGAGCUGGUUUUUUUAAAGAGGAAGGGGAUUUUUUCAGCCACAAAGGACGGUUACAUAACUGUUACAUAAAAAAGACCAAAAUACGAACAGAUCAAUAAAAAUACUCAAAUGAAUAAAAAACAUAAAAUAAGACAAAAAUAAGCAAAUAUAGUAUAUAUAUGUAUAUAUACACAUAUAUGUAUAAUCAUACGUAUAAAAAUAUAAAUAUGUGAAUAAAUAACUUAAACGAUUAAACAGCAACCAAAAUUUAAGAAAAUAACUUUGUAAAAAAAAUAUUAAAAAAGAUCAAACAAUACAUUUUUAAAGAUGGAAAAAGAAAAAUAUACCUUAUAAAAUUAUUUAAAAAAUAAUUAAGAACUAAAUAAUUAAGAAAAUGAAUGAAUAAAUAAAGAGUAAAAUAAAAACUAAAAGUAUUAUUUACAAAUAGAAUAAAAAUAAAUAUUUAUUAAAAAACAAAUAAUUGAAUAAAUCGAAUAAAUCGAAAAAUUUCUGUAACACAAAUAAAUUCAGUCAUUAAGAUAAUCAAUGAAAAACAAUUUUUUUUAAAAUCUAAAGAGUUUAUCAAUUGUAGAUAAAUACAAUCGAAUAAAUAAAUUAAAAAUAAAUAUCGAUUUUUUUUCCCCAGUGUAAUAAGCUGCUCUCUCAGAAACAUCAUCGAUGGUCUAAGUCUGUCCAUUAAAAACUCAAAUAUGUGUUCCUGAAUUUUUUUGUAACUCAUCAGUUUUCUAUGUUUUAUAUACUUCGGAGUGUGACUAAUAUGACAGAUAGGGGGCGCUGUAGCUGUUAAAGCCCAUCAUAACUCUGCCUCUUUGCCUGCUGUUAGGUCAACCAAAGUUAGGUUGAGUUUACGUUUCCAUUCUAAAUAAGAUACGAUCGGCAAUUCGUACUACUUUGUCCUCAAGGGGGCGCCAACAGCCAUAAAGUUAAAGAACCUCAUGAUAUUAAAUAAAAACAUUUAACUCCAAGUAUCCGUGCAGUUACACAAAGUUCCACUAGGCUCCCUAUACAUGUAGCUAAGCUCUGAUUUUUGGUUAGUGCCUUUACAAUAAUCCUGCAAAACCACAUAGAACACUUUAAAGCGUUAAAGAAAUCACAGUUUUGUCAAACUAGCACAGCUACGAGCUUAAGUUUCAGAUAAGGUAUCUGACUGGGUUAGCAGGUCUGCUAAAACGAAGGGAAACUGAACUUAAACUUAGCGGUUUAUGUGAGAAGAAACAACUUCUCUGUGUAGAUGUGUUUGGAGGUAGAUCAGAGGUGUUGGAUGAAGUCAGGAUAUUUGACUCAUGACUCUCAGUUCAUCCUGAAUAUGUUGACAUGUAUUAGUAGUUGUUUUUAUAGUUAACAGUAAGUAAACAAACAAAUGAGUGAAUAAAACCUCAAAAACGAUGUGUUUUGUUUGGUUUGUUUUUUUAACCAGCAACUGUGGAGGGUAGAGCUUUAGUUUGGGACUAUAUUUAGAGGCGGAUGGAUCCACUUUCGUAGUUUUUUUUAAUGAAUUUUUCAACUUUUUUGAACACAGUGGAUCUAUCUGGAUUUGAUCGUAUUCUGUGUGAAACACGAACAUAGUUUUUGUCAGAACACUGAGUGGUUUCUGUUUUUGUUCCGGACUGUAAACGCUGAUCCGACUCACUUUUGGGCCAGCCUCUAGUGGACGCUGGUGGAACUUCAUUUUUUGCGACAUCUGCUUCGCUGCUUUGUUUCAGGGCUUAAUGAUUGAAGGUGGAUUUGUUGUCGAGACGUUAGUUUAGUCGGGGUUUUAAGGUGUAAUUUUGUUUUCUCUGUCUAUUCACAUUGAAGGGCUGAACAAAACUGCUUUUAUACAUCUUUAUAUAUCUUCUGAAUUUAAAAAAAACUCACUAAAAAAGUCAAAAUAUCUCACUCGAUGUAAAAUAAAGAGAACAAACCGAGAAACAAUGCCCACACAUGAACUGACGUCUUCAGAAAUCCAACAUGUCUCCAUUUGUUUUGGGAGAAUGCGUUUGGUACGGAGUCAGCACAGUUCAUGUUUGUGUAUUUCUCAGGACUCGGCCCUCUCACCCUUCAUCAUCAUCCCCUCCUCCUCCUCCUCCUCCUCCUCCUCCUCCUGCAGUCAGGACUCCAUGUAUGGUCUGAGGGGAAACGUCUCAAACCUCCAGCCACCAAAAAGCCUCCAGCAGGGAGUGACUCUGCUCUCCCCCGAGUCUCAGAGGGCGAGUCCUUUAUUUUUAGACAGCCAGACUUACUGACUAUUAUGAGGGAGGGCCUGUGUGUGUGUGUGUGUGUGUGUGUGUGUGUGUGUGUGUGUGUGUGUGUGUGUGUGUGUGUGUGUGUGUUUGCCUCUCUGGGAGGAACUGUGAUGGAUGGAUCAUCAUGUCUGUUCUUGUUGGUUGGGGCCUCCGUUCUCGGCUGAAUCAGCUGCUCAGACCUUCAGUCAGAGUUGGACUUUUAACACUUUUACUGAAGUGCUCUGAUAAUAGAGUCUCUGCUUCUGAAGGAGACUCUCCAUCUUUCCUCCACCGUCAUGUUUGAAGCAGAAACACGGCUUUAUUUCCUUCAGUGUUUGCGCGACCUCGAACUUUGAAGGGGAGAUUCAGGCCGAACUGAAAAACUCGACUUUUUUAUCCCCUAAAGACUUUGGCGUCCUUUAAAGUUAUCUGAAUCCAACACAGUGUUUUAAAACAAUUAAAGUGAUUAAGGUAAAGGUAGACCAACAACUCCAGUGUUCACUGAGGUAGAAAUUCUGUUUCUGUAAAGUUUACUUUAAAAGAAAUUUGACAGCCUUCUCAAAUUGAAGAAAAGAAAAAACUAAAGCUUCUUUCUGUGGAGAUCCACCAGACCUCCUGGACAAAAACUGCGUUUUUAUCAGAGAACACAGGAGUUGGUGUUCUACCCGUAUCUGCUCCUCUAAGUUUCUUUGAGUGUCUGUGAAACUUGGUGUUUUUAAGAGUUAUCUCAUAACUGACUAUAUCUGUGUUGGUCUAAUCAUCCCAAACACACUGACUGAUACAGGAAUGAGUAGAUCAUCAACUCCUGUGUCCGACUGCUUUGAAAUGACUGUUUGUGUGGAUGAAGAAACUAGACCCCACUGUGUUUAAAAAUACUGCUCUGGAUUUAAAAACACUUAAGUCACACAAUUAAAGAAACUGUGUGACUGAGUCAGGGGUAGACCGUCAACUCCUACAGUCUGGAGAAUUAGCAGGUCUGUUCACGGUUAUUACAGGUGUUGCUGCUCUAACCAGGAAGUUUCUUUGAGAUGUGAAUAUCCUGUAAAAACACCAAAGUCACCUGAUACCACAAUAAAACACCUGAUGAAGGCAGAGGUAGACCAGCAGCUCAGCAGUUUAUUUCGUUAUUUAUCAAAUUUAUUCAGUUAUUUUUUCACUUAUUUUAAGCUUUUCAAAUUGAAUUUAUUAAUUAAUUUUAAAUAUAUUUAUUUUUUAUGUAAUUAUUCCAAUUUUUUAAUCAAACUUUCUUUUUCUACUUUUGUCUUUUACCUCUUUAAAAACAAUUUCAUAGCUCUUAUAUUGAGAAUCAUUUUUGACUUUGUUAAUGUGUUUUUAUGAUCUCUUUAUUUUUAUUUUUUUUGUCACUUAUUUACAGAUCUUUUUAUUUAUUUAAAACUGUUUUGUAAUGUAUUUUUCAAUUUGUUAUAAUAGUUGAUUUUUCUAUAUUAUUUCUUUGUAUUUUUUUAUUGUUACAUUUUUUUAUUUAUUUCAUAUCUUUUUUUAACAAUUUAAUGUAAUUUUCAAUGAUGUAUUUUUAUCAUUCCAUUUGUAGCUUUUAUUCAUUGAAUUCACAUUUAUAUUUUUAUAAAUAUAUUUAUCAAUAACUGUUUUUGUAAUGUAAUAGUUUAAUCAUAGUAUUAAAUUUUUUGUAUUUAUUGAUUUUGGAGGUUUGUUUAUUUAUUCAAUUGUUUGUUUUUUUCUUAUUUAAACCUUUAGUAAUGUCAUUUGCUAAACUUUUGUAAUUUUUUUUUUUUUUUAAGAUAUUGAUUCUGACCUUAAAAUUAAAAUAAAUUCAUAAUUUAAGUGAAUUUAAACCAUAAAUUUUGGUUUAAAGCGACACUUGAGAUUCUAAAACAGAAGAGCAAGUCUGAGCUCAUUUAUACUCCUCUGUUUGAGGAAAGAAAAACAGGAACUAUAAAAAAAAGACUUUAAACUUUAACAACAGAAAACAUCCUACAGUGUUAUCGCAUGUUAAAAUGGUCCAAACUGUAAAUGAAACGACCUUGAAGUGAACCUGUUUUUAAAGAUGUGAAACUUGGUCACAUGGAGGUGGAGUUAGACUUGAAUAUUUUCUAUAAAUAGGCCUUAAAAUGUUGUUGUUCCAGGUUGAUUGAAAGAAGCUUCACUUCCUCAAACCUCAAACCUCUAACCUCGGCUGUCCACCUGUUUCUGUCGGCGGAAAAAUACAGAUAUGAGGGUUUUAAUUCACUGAACACUUUUACAGGCCAGGUACAUCCAUGUAUCAUCUGCAUAUAAAGUGAUAAGAAGCUCUUUAAAAAUCCAACCCAGGAAGAGAAAGAAGAGCGCAAACAGUAGGGGGGUGUGAAUAGAGCCUUGGGGUACACCAAACAGCAGGGGGGCCAAACAAUAGAGUCGACAAAGCUUCUUCCUAACAAAUCAGAAACCACGAGAGAAGAUAGUUCUGGGUAAGAAAUAAGAGAUUUAAAAUAAAAGCUCUUUAAAAUCCCUCAAACAUUUACACUUCUGUUUUUCCUCAGCGAUGGUAUCAUCAUUUUAAGAUGAAGACUUUCUGUUCAGCUACCUUUGAAUUCAACGUUGAUUUUUAACUUUUUAAUGAUCGUUUUUAAAGCUCUUAACUGACUCGCCUCCAUGCUUUUAACCGUUCAGGAGCCGGGUAGAGCUCCGAGGUCGUCAAACUAACCUCUGCUGGAGGUGUCCAGGUCAAAACACGAACACUGGGGUGACCGAGACUUUUCAGUCGCUGGUUCCAGGCUCUGGAAUAACUGCAGGUUAUGAUGCACGGAUCCGAUUUUUUUGUGCGGUCGUUCACAUUACAUUAACGAAUGCGGCGUAUAAUAUCACGGAAUUGCCGGGAAGUGACCCCCAUUGAUGAUGUAAAGGUCAGAUGAACCCAACCUGAGCGCCCACACUGCAGUCACAUCAGAUACAUAUCUGAUUUAUAUCCACAUACAGAAGAGGACUGGGUCGGAUUAGAACCAAUCAGAACUGACCUGUUCACACUAAGAUGAAAACAUCAGAUAUGAGUCACAGAUGGUUAAAACAUCAGGAUUGACCUGCAGUCUGAACACAGGCUAAGACUUAUUUCCGACCUGGGCCUUUUUAAAUCUCGAUUGAAAACAUAUUUAUUUAUGCAGGCUUUUAAUACCCAGUAGCGUGGUGACACUUUAUUUUAUUGCAUUGUAUUUUAUUCUUUUUUUAUUGUUUUUUAUUUCCUGUUGUGAAGCACUUUGGUUCCCUGAACAGGUUGUUAUAAAGUGCAGUAUAAAUAAACAACAUUUACAUUCACAUUUACAUCAGUCAAAUGCGUGUUAAACUGGAUAUCUGCGCCCCUGGGUUGAAUUUCAAAGCUUCAAACCUGAAACCAGAUCUGACUCCAGAUCCAGCCUGAUCCCCGGCUCCGCUCCGGGCUUUCCCUCCCUCCCUCCCUUCCUCCUCUCUGCCCCGUUUCUCUGCAGCCGCCAUUUCAGGAGCUGCAGUCAGAGGCCUUCCCUCUCUGUCAUGGAAGAACAAAAGCAGCUCUGUCUUUGUCUGCAGGUUCUCCACGUUCACAUGCAGCGUUUACAUUUAACAGACACGCAAACCGCUUUCACACCCGAUCUCCGAGCGCUCUCACACAGACACACUCGAACACUCUGAAUUAAUAAUAACGCUUUAACAUGUUCCUGGAAAUUCAUGAGUGGAAAGGUCACCUGGAAACACACACUCAUCCUGUCCACUGUCCAUCUGCAGACCUUUUUUUUCUCCUUUUUUAAAAGACUUUUAUUCUGAAAUGUGAAAAUAAAAGCCCUCCACCUUUUAAAACACUUUAAUCAUCUUCAUGUUUGUUAGUUUAACACUCAAAUCUUCCACACAGGUGUCUCAGUUUCUCCAUAAAAACCACAUUUUUCUCUCUUUCUGUCAUCUAAUCUUCUCAGAGGAUCAUUAACCAUCAACAUAUUUACUCUCUCAGCUGAAUAAACUCUUAAUAUUCCAGUUUAAACCCUUUUUUACUGCUCUUUGGGGGUAUUUGUUUGCCUUUUAAACAGCGCUGUAGUUUAUUCCCCAUGUGGAGUUUGUUUGGUGUGUCAUAAUAAUCUGUAAUCUAGUCCUGCAGGCUUUUCUAACCUGAGUCCACCUCAGAUUUUACAGCAGAAUAAAUUAUGAGGGAAAAAAAAGGAUCUUUACUACUAUGGUAUGGAAACGCCUUCAAACCCCCCCAUCUCACACACACACACACACACACACACACACACACACAUAUAAAGGCCAUGGCGUAUCAAAGGAGUGUUUGAUGUCGGUCGGUGUGGGCCGGCUGGUUGAGGGAGGGGUGGGGUUUGGGAGGGGACAGACAGCAGAUGAAGUGGGGGUCGGGUUUGGGUGUUGGUGUUGGUGUUGGGGGGGUUUGAUGGUAAACAGCAGGAAUACCAAACCUCCUCUGUUACAUUACACAGAAUAGGAACACUGUACUUUAACCCACUCAUGCACUCCAACUCUGCCUCCUGUGACAAAAGAGGAACUAUCUGCUCUGCUGGCGCCCUCUGGAGGCUGCUGCGCUCAUUACACUGAAGACUGUUCACGUCCAUUUACAAGAUGUUGGUCCAUCACAGGGCUUGACCACAGACUGUAUCUAGAAUAGACGCCAUCAAGUGAAGUCACUCUGAGAACAGCGCCCUCUGGUGACAGGCUGCAGUAUAGGUCCUAAACCCCGCCUCCUUAUGGAGCUGUGGACAAACUUUCUAAAUGAAUGACACAGAAUAUAAAUGUUUCUCCCCCCUGGUUGUGAUGUUGACAUGUAGUUACUGUCAGACUGGUUUGUGCUCAAGUCCUCUUUUUUUCUGUACAGCUCCAUUUUUAAAAGUUAUUAGGGGGUUCAUGUUUUCUAUGAUUGACACCUGAUACAGCCUAUGGGAGGACAGAGAUUGAGUAGAUCACCGGGGGAUACGCUGUUUGAGCCGAGCGUCAUCACAGCGACUCUCGACGACUCUUCCGCUGAAUGUGUACAACGUUACUGCACAAUGGUUGGUUUCAGGAAGUGGAGAAAAAUCACGGAAUUACUGCGAACUUUUCGGCUUUAAAUCCGUGUACCGGCGGAAAGCGGAACCAAGUUGUCCGAAGUACCAUAUUUUUUGCACCGUAAGGCGCAUUAAAAUCCUUUUGGCUGGUCGGAGCGCUGCAGCUACCGUAGCCUCGCUGAGUUAUUGAAUGAGUUAAAUAAAGUUUGACUACCUGACUGUUUUGUUUGGCUUAAUGCGCUUUAUAAUCUGGUGCAUCUUAUAUAUGAAAAUAGAUGUGAAUAGACGCGUUCAUUGAUGGUUGCCUUAUAGCGCAAAAAAUACGGUAUAUACAGUCUACGGCCAUGAUUCUCCUAAGUUGAAAACGUAAGGAGCACACAAAGAAAUUUAGAGGCGCAAUAAAUAUCUUCGGACCUUAGUACUUAUCGUCUUAUCAUCCGACCUUAAUUUUAAGUCUUUUGGUCACAUGACAGUGAAGCUAUUGAAGGAAAACAGCCUUUUCUGAGAACAUCAACCGGUAAUUUAUUGACGGUCCCUUAUUCAACACCGACGUUGACAGUGAGGGUGUCGAGUAGAUUUAACCGUGCUGCUGUUGUUAUUCCCGGUUAUGGAGAGAGAGAAGACACCGGUAGAUCCUCAGAGAAUGUCCGUCAGAUAUCCAACCUGAAACUAACUUCACCGCUGUAUUUACAGGAAAAUAUAUCCAACCUAAAACUAACUUCACCGCCGUAUUUACAGGAAAAUAUAUCCAACCUAGAAACUAACUUCACCGCCGUAUUUACAGGAAAAUAUAUCCAACCUAAAACUAACUUCACCGCCGUAUUUACAGGGAAAUAUAUCCAACCUGAAACUAACUUCACCACCGUAUUUACAGGAAAAACAUUUGUUGAUUUUUUUAAUGUGCCCCUGAAUACAUUUUACAAUUCGCACACAUCUAUUUUAGUCACAAAUGCGAGUGAAAUGGUCGCACUGUCGAACCCUGCGUCUGACAUGGUCUUGAAAGUUCUAACAUCACCUCAACAAAAUGUUUCACCAAGAGUCACUGAGAGUAAAAGAGAAGAACGUCAGAGGAAAUAAAAACACUCUCCUAAGUCCUUAUCUCCUCAGACGGGUUCUCCUGAGGAUCCUCUAUCUUUGAGGAGAACUUUCCAAAGUCCCUGAAUUUCUGUGUGCUCAUUCAAAAGUCCUCAUCUCUUCAGGAAGGUCUUUCCAUACUUCUAAUCUCUUAAAAAGUUCUUAUCUCCUCAUGAGGGUUAAUGUUCUCGUACCAUGUGGGUGUUGUUCUACAGACCUUACUAUCUCAUGGAAGUCCUUAUCUUCUCAUGUAGGGUGUGCAAACUUUGUCUUCUCCUCACUAAAGUUGUUUUGAAGUUCUUCUGUCCUCAGGCAGGUUGCCCUUAAUCCAUGGCAGAUGUUUCAAAGACCCUAUCUAAUUUUUUUGAUGGUAAAGUCCUGAUCUCCUCAAGAUACUUUUGUCUUAAAGUCUCAUAGGAUGGUUUUCAAAAGUCCUCAUCUCCUCAGGAAGGUCUUUCCAUACUUCUAAUCUCUUCAAAAGUUCUUAUCUCCUCACGAGGGUAAAUGUUCUCGUACUAUGUGGGUGUUUACCACAGACCUUACUAUCUCAUGGAAGUCCUUAUCUUCUCAUGAAGGGUGUGCCAGCUUUGUCCUUUCCUCAGAUAGUUGUUUUGAAGUUCCUCUGUCCUCAGGUAGGUUGCCCUAAAUUCAUGGCAGAUGUUUCAAAGCCCCUAUCUACAUAAUAAGGUCAUUCCAAAGUCCCAGCUUGGCUGCAAAAUACUUAUUUUUAGGAGAGUAAAGUCCUGAUCUCCUCAAGAUAGUUUUAGUCUCAAAGUCUUAGGAUGGUUUUCAAAAGUCCUCAUCUCCUCAGGAAGGACAUCUCUAAGUCUGUGUCUCUUCAGGGAGGUUAUUCCAGAGUCCUGAUCUUGAGCAGAUAGUUUUUCAAAAUCCUUACCUCUCAGGAUGUGGUUCCAACUUCUUUAUAAGUCCAGGGAAGGACUCUAAAGUUCUCGUCUUCUCACGUAGGUCAUUCCAGAGUCCUCAUCUUCUCACAUAGUGUGUGCAAACUUUGUCUUCUCAGGAUCGUUGUUCUGAAGUUCCUCUGUUCUCAGGCAGGUCGCCCUUAAUUCAUGGCAGAUGAUUCAAAGUCUCUAUCUUCAACAUAAGGUCAUUCCAAAGUCUUAGCUUGGCUGCAAAAUACUUAUUUUUAGGAAGCUUAAGUCCUGAUCUCCUCAAGAUAGUUUUUGUCUCAAAGUCUCAUAGUAUGGUUUUCAAAAGUCCUCAUCUCCUCAGGAAGGACAUCUCUAAGUCUGUGUCUCUUCAGGGAGGUUGUUCCAAAGUCCUGAUCUUGAGCAGAUAGUUUUCCAAUAGUUUUUUUUGGGAUUGCUGAUCCAAAGUUCUUAUCUUCUCAUGUAGGUUGUUCCAGAGUCCCAGUCUCCCCGAGGAAGUUGUUCCAAAGUCCUUUUCUUCACAUACUGGUCCGUCCAAAGUCCUCUUCUCCUUUGGAUAGCUGAUCCAAAGUCCUCGUCUUCUCAGGUAGGUCGUUCCAACCUCAUCUUCUCCUCAAGGUCGUUGUUUCAAAGUCAUGAGAUCUUCAGUGAGAUGUUUUAAAUUACUCCUUUUAAAGUUCUUUUCUCCACAUUCAGGUUGUUUUAAAGUCCGUUAAUGAAUGUCAGAGUUCGUAAAUGGAGAACAAAAGUGGACCUUAAUAUGAACCUUGCAGAACACCACAUGUAAGUUCCCUUUUAUACGCAGGCCCAGCAGGUUGGACCUCUGCUGGAUAACAUUCUGAACUCCAAAAUACUGAAUGAAUUCUCUUUAAAAUGUACAGAAGAAACACGUUGUUGAUCCUCAAAGACCUGUACCGAUCUCAAAACUCUCGAUUUAUAACUUUUUAAAUUUCACAACCGGUGAAGUCGCCCCCUGCUGACCAUAGGGAGAAAUGCAUGUUAAAGACUCUUCUGGUCUGGCCUUAUCUUUGAGACUCUCCAUAUUUGUCUUUUUAUCAUCAGCUGUCUCGAACAGAGUCGUACUGAGUCCUUACCCUGUCCCCGACAAAAACCAUCAGACCAGUAAAGCUGCGGCUCUCAUGGCCCAGUGUUCCCACAGACAGAGACAGAGCAGCUCCAGUUAGAGGAGGGGCCGUACUCAGAGUUUGGACAGGAGUCGUCUCAUGAUCCAGCAGAUCCUCCCGUUACAUCAGGGGUGGAGUGAGGCGAGCCUCUGAUCGAUCACAGAUGUUCCGUUUCACUCAGACAAAUAAAUAAAAACAAACCGGAUCUUAUGAAAGUCCCUCCAGGCGUUCCCAAGAUGUCACACUCAAAAUUCCAGGACAGGAGGAAUGUCCAGAGCGGGUUAUUUUAGGACGCCGUGACGGACAAGUCACAUUAAUGUUGAAGUGAGAAAAAAACUGAACAACCGUCAACGAUUGACCACCAGGUGUCCCUGAAAUAACGUCAUCAUGUUGAUGAUGUUCAGCAGAUUUUACACAAGAACACAAGUAUUUAUGUGAGAAAUGAGACACCGACUAAUAAUCAAAAAGAAACGUUUAUUUUAUAAUUAUGAGUCAUUUUACUACGAUAAUUGUUACUCAACACAAUAAGAUAUUACACAAAUACAUCUAUAUGAAAAAAAAUUAUAGAUUAUAUGAUAUUACACAAAACCAUCCAUUAUGAUACUGACCCCAGAAACACUAAAGUUUCCAUUUGGUUCCACUGAACACGAGACCGACUCUCUUUUCACAUAAUUUGGAAUAAUUCAAUAAAAUAUAGUUUCUUAUAAAAGUACAAAAGUAUAACACAGUUUGACACAAUAUGAACAAAAAGAUUGUGUACAGUGAUACAGUAUGGUACAGUGUGAGACAAUAGAUUGCAACAUGAUAUAUUAGUAUAAGGUUCAAUAUGAUAUAAAGGAGAAAAGACAUGGUUGGAUACCAGGAUUACACUAUAUAUAAGAAUAACUUUAUUUUUUAUAAGAACAAAAUAUAUAAAAAAUAAAAAAAAUCUAUAAGAAUUAUUUAUUGAAUAAAAAAUAAAUUUGAAGAAUAAUGAUUUAUAUAAAUAAAAUAUGAUACAGUACAGAAUUAAAUUAUACAGUACGGGAUGAUACGAUAAGAAUACCAGAAGAUGCAACGCAAAGUGAUGGGAUACAAUACAUUAUUCUAUAAUAUGAUAUUAUAUGAUAUAACAUGACGCAAUACCAGAGAUUAUGAUACAAUUUUAUAGUAUUUGAUAUAAUUCUAAAGGAUACAAAGGAAUAUAAUCAGUCACAGUUUGAUACAAAAUCAACAAAAUGAUAAUCAGAUACAGUAUAACUUAGUAAAUUAAUAUUACAUUAGAUACAAUAUGAUCAAAUAUGAUUAUUCAACAUGAUACAGUCUUAAAUGAUACUUGAUAUCAUUUCUACAGUGAAACAGAUAUUUUGACAUGUUUUUUCUUUUCCAGAUGUGACCCUUUUUGUCCUCCUAACACUUCAGCAGAUGGACAGGUGAGUUCAGGUAGAAAUGAUGGGACCCUUAAACAGAGCCGUGUGUAUGUGUGUGUGUGUGUGUGUGUGUGUGUGUGCGUGCGUGUGUGUGUGUGCUGCAGCUGUGGGUCAUUACUGCCUCACAUCAGACAUGAUAAUUAAAGCAGGAAUGUUUUCAGGCGGGUGAAAAUUGGUGUGAGUUGGGUUCAGGUUCAGACUUGAUGUUGGAGACUCGGAGGGUCGUCACUGAGACUCAGCUGGUCAGGAGAACGACAGAAACCACCUGAGGGGUUCAGGAUUUCAUUCAGGGACUUUUUAGAAAUUCUAGCUGAAGUUUGUGAUUAGACUGAGGUUUUAUUUUCUGUGAUACGACUUCGAUCAUUUUUAGAUAUUAAACACUUAAUGACCCACUCCGAUGAAAAUCAUGUUUUUCUUGUUGUCUACAUGUUCACAUGUUCAUUUUUCUGAUGCUACAGGAGAAAACUGAGAGCAAAACUGAAUUUCUGAGGAUUUCUGGAUUUCUACAUUUAGUCUUCAGUUUGAUGUCUUUUAAUUAUUUUGUCUCACUUUUAAUCCAAAACAUACACAAAACUUUAAUUAUUGUCUUAAGGAUGUUGUUCUCCAGUUAAAUUUUAGUUUUGAAGCUUAAAACCAAAAAUAUUCAACUUUUGAGAACUUCUGCAUAGACUAGAUAACAAGAUAUUACAGAUCAUAAUAAUGUCAAUAAAAAGAAGAUAACACGUCGCCAAACAUGACGACAAUCCAUCAUUUAAUUCAUUUCAAACACGGUGUCAUUUUACAAAAUAUGUUCAUUUUUUAAAAAAAUUAAACAUUUAAAAAAAUAACAGAAACGUUUUACACAAAAUAAAGAAAAUUUCCAAAGAAUAGAAACAUUGUGUUGAAAAAUUUAAACAUUAUUUAAAACAGGCAAAUUAAUUCUAAACAUGUUGUCAUUUUCCAGAUUGUGUAUAUAUGUGUGUAUAUAUAUAUAUAUAUCAGGUCACCGGGUCAUGGUCAUCGUUGAACGGGUCGCGGGGGAGAUGUUUGGUUGAAGUUAGUCCAGUUGACCUCGAAAUGAAGAAUCAGAUUUCAAAAAUACUGCUGACUGAGACUUUUAUCUUCAAAGACAGCGCCACCAAGUGGUCAGACAACAGCAGAGGCGACAGAAGGAAGUUCAUGUUUCUGUUUCUGACAUAAAACUGAAUUCACUGGUUAUUAGAAACGUUCAAACUCCUGAUCCUGGUCCAGGAGUUCUGGUUUUGGUCUCUUUAAUACCGGGUUAUUUAUUCCAAAACAUGAGGUGAGAUUUGGAACGAUUAAUGAAUAAUUGAAUGGAACAUUUUUGCAUUUAUUAACAUCCAUAUCUAUUGAUAACUACCUUUUUAAUUCAUAUCCAGAAGUUUCUGUUUCUGGGAGAAGCAGGAUGUUUGCAGACGCUCGGGAAAUUGAUGUUGAUGACAUGAUAAAAUUCAACUAUGUCAUAAACCUGCAGGAUAUUUUGGAAGAACGUCUCUUUGUUUAGUCGGCAUUAAGAAACAAAUAUAUUUAAAACUAAAGUUAGGAGGUUUCCAGGGUUGACAAAGUUACCGUAAUAACUGUAAAAAACUGUCACUCUGCAGAGUUUCAGAGCGAGGUCAGACUGA